Molecule: messenger RNA, 660 nt
Organism: Chenopodium quinoa (quinoa)
Lineage: Eukaryota; Viridiplantae; Streptophyta; Magnoliopsida; Caryophyllales; Amaranthaceae
Exons: 1
Coding region: 1-660 (219 amino acids)
Source: RefSeq, a predicted model, not a curated record
AUGUUUAGACUUGUUAAAAAAAUACAAAAGGCCAAACGAGUAAUCAAGAAAUGGUCCUUAGAGGAAUGGAAUGGAGAAUGGGAUCAGUUUGAAAAGGAUAUCUUGGAAGCGCAACUCAUUCUAGAAAAUGAAGGAAAGGAGGAGGAAUUUAUUAAAGCCAGCAAGCGGUUAGAGGAAUACUCCAGGAAUUUGGCUACUUAUUGGAGGCAGAGAGCGAAGAUUAAUUGGGAUUAUGCAGGGGACACGUGCUCUCGAUAUUUUUUCAACUUUGUUAAAGGAAGAAGGGCUCGUAAUAAGCUAGAGGCAAUCAAAGACGAGCAGGGGGCUUGGGUUACAGGGGAGCAGGACAUAGCGAACAUAGCUGGAAGCUACUUCAAGGAUUUAUAUGGGUGUAACUCCUCAAUUCACUCACAAGACACGCAGCAGAGGAGUUUAGAAAUUCAACAAGUGCUAAGGGGUAUUAAGACCACGCUCACAGAAGACCAAAGGGAUCUCCUGUCCAAACCUUACACAAGAAGUGAAGUGAGAGAUGCGCUUUUCGCUAUGAAACCGUGGAAAGCACCCGGGCCGGAUGGUGUACCAGCAGGCUUUGGAUGCAAGAUGACAUCACUGAGGCUGUGUUGUCCAGCCUCACAUCAGGUAACAUCCUUCGCCAAGUAA